AUGGCUGAUUAUCAUUUCGGUAUCGAGAUUGAAGUCAUUGUCGGACCUCACAAGGUUCGGACACCACUUAGCUCCAAGCAUGCUUUGUACUAUGGCAAACUGGCCGCGUCUUUACGAAAGCGAGGUCUAAAGGCCAAGGCAGACGAUCUGCAACAAGGCUACACCAAAAGACCGGAACACUACGACAAAUGGUGGAUCACCAAGGACGGGUCUCUUGGGUCCCAUAUCGACAAGAUACCAAUGGAGGCUGUGUCCCCGGUCCUCAGCCUAAGGGCAAACUGGGAAAAUGAAAUCGAUGUCUUCUGGACCGCAAUGCGUGUUGUCUUCCACAUGCCCGAUCGAUCACUUCUUUGUGGAAGUCAUAUCCAUGUUUCCAAAGGUCUCAAUCAAACCUUCUCUCUUCCGCAAUUCAAGAAGAUCGCAUUCGGCGUUGUCUAUUACGAGGGUCUCAUUCUCAAGCUCCUCAUGCGUGAACGAGCCAACAACCGAUACUGCAAGCAGAAUACUCUGAACUCGACACAGCUGAUGCGUUGCAAUGGCAACUACAACGCUGUAGCGGAGUUGAUCAAGAGUGCAAAUAGCACAACGGCCUUGAAGAAUAUCAUGCAGAACGAUAGGUACGUUCUGUGGAAUUUCGACAACAUCGUCCCCGGGAGCUCUGGAACCAUCGAGUUUAGAGGCGGGAGGUGCCUCAGGGGAGAGAUCAGAACCAAACGAUGGAUUGCUUUCACAAUUGCCUUGAUCCAAGCUCUACUCAGCAUGAAUAACAUCGCGAACCCCAAUAUUUCGACUCUAGAGUCAUGGACACCGGAGGGUCUGUACAAUAUGAUCAAGAAAGCCGCCAGUCAGCUCUCUUUGAGAGACUCUUUGCCAGAAGACUGGAAGGUCUUGAAUGAAUCCCAGAGAUGA
Molecule: messenger RNA, 909 nt
Organism: Fusarium musae
Lineage: Eukaryota; Fungi; Ascomycota; Sordariomycetes; Hypocreales; Nectriaceae
Exons: 3
Coding region: 1-909 (302 amino acids)
Source: RefSeq, a predicted model, not a curated record